Molecule: messenger RNA, 752 nt
Organism: Ceratosolen solmsi marchali
Lineage: Eukaryota; Metazoa; Arthropoda; Insecta; Hymenoptera; Agaonidae
Exons: 7
Coding region: 1-570 (189 amino acids)
Source: RefSeq, a predicted model, not a curated record
AUGGGGGAGUGGCGAGGUGAGGCGAGGCGAGACGAGACGAGGCGAGGCGAGGCGAGUCGAGGCGAGGCGAGGUGCGGCGAGGGCGCCUACGGGGACGGGGAGGAGGUUAGGAGCCGCGUGCGCCAAGGCUCUGAGAACGAGCGAGAAAGGCCCGGGGUUACGCUUGGGAGCUGCUUCGCGGACUCUCGUCGCGGAGAAGAGCGGCAGUGGACGUUUACGAGGAAUCCAUAUGCGGUGCAAAGAUAUUCUUACCGUCGGAUUGCCACCAUUUUCGAAAAGUCUCCGAGCGGCCGAGUGGCCGGCCGGCAUGGUCUAGCCGUCGCCGGUGCCAUCCUCAGGAACCCACCAUCGCCAGAGCCCACCGAGCUCAACGAGCCCGCCCUCGACCUCGCCCACGACCUCGCACUCACGCAGCCCCGACGAGGGCAGCCCCCGUCGGAUCGAAGCUCGCAAGUCGCAGGGACGAGCAGCAGCGAUCUCGCGCCAUCCGCGAGCCGCAGCGACCUCUGGGCCAUAGCCGACGUCGCCAUUACAGCCGCAAGGCUGACGUUUUUCUUCUUGGACCGGUAGACAAAAGGCUUCAAAGUGUUCGGCGCCGUGGAGAAGACGUACUACCCGUUCGAGCUGUGCAGGUUCUCCCGCGUCUUCACGCCUGCAACCCUGGCUGGUAUACAAGUCACCGGAGCGGGGAAUUCCACCGGGUUGACCUGGUGGAACAUGAUGAGCAGUGUCCCCUACGAGGACAGUCCGCC